Molecule: messenger RNA, 1954 nt
Organism: Erinaceus europaeus (western European hedgehog)
Lineage: Eukaryota; Metazoa; Chordata; Mammalia; Eulipotyphla; Erinaceidae
Gene: SLC39A5
Product: solute carrier family 39 member 5
Exons: 11
Coding region: 111-1823 (570 amino acids)
Biological process (GO): BMP signaling pathway; zinc ion import across plasma membrane; intracellular zinc ion homeostasis
Cellular component (GO): membrane
Molecular function (GO): zinc ion transmembrane transporter activity
Source: RefSeq, a predicted model, not a curated record
GAGAAACUGCUAAGAUCAGUUUCUCCAUGUGUAUCUGGGGCUAUCACUUAACUGCCUCUUCCCAGAUCAGGGGCAGCUGGGUCAGGUUUCCCCAGGGCAGGUGGAGAUGAAUGAAAGCCUGUGCUGCCACACGCAAGGACAGCCAUCAGGAUGUUCCGUGGAGAAUAGAAGCUGGAACCAGAGCCUCUGACCUGUUUGCCCCAAUAAUGAGGGCCCCAAUGAGUCAUCUGCUGGCUGGCCUAUGGAUGGGGGUGGUCUUGGGCUGGGUCGGGGGCUCAGCUCCUGACCUGGGCCCUGCUGAGCAGGAGCAGAAUCAUUACCUGACCCAGCUGUUUGACCUGUAUGGGGAGAAUGGGACGCUGACAGCAGGCGGCUUAGCACGGCUUCUUCAUAGCCUGGGGCUUGGCCGAGUUCAGGGCCUUCGCCUGGGACACCAGGGACCUCCAGCUGGUCGGGCUGUACCCCCAGUUGAAGACAACUCCACACACAGGCCUCAGGACCCUGAACUGAAUGUGGAUGUCUGGGCAGGGCUGCCUCUGGGUCCAUCAGGGUGGGACGACCUGCAAGAGCCAAAGGCCCCACCCGUGGCCCAUGGGCCAGGCUCCACGGGCCUGGACCUCUUUCACAGGCUCCUACUGCUGGACCACUCACUGGCUGACCAUGUGAAUGAGGAUUGUCUGAAUGGCUCUCAACUGCUAGUCAAUUUUGGCCUGAGUCCAGCUGCUCCUCUGACCCCUCAUCAGUUUGCCCUGCUGUGCCCAGCGCUGCUUUAUCAGAUUGACAGCCGAGUCUGCACCCAGACCCCAGCCUCGGGACCCAUAGAGGAUCUACUGUCUGCCCUGGUUCACAGUGCUCUGGCAGUCUUGCUGCUCAGUCUCCCUGCUCCCCUCUCCCUGCUGCUGCUGCGUCUCCUGGGACCUCGUCUACUGCAGCCUCUGCUGGGCUUCCUGGGUGCCCUGGCCGUGGGCACUCUUUGUGGGGAUGCACUGCUACACCUGCUGCCUCAUGCCCAAGGGGGGCAGCACACCGGAACUAGUGGACAAGCAGAGGACCUGGGCCCGGGGCUCUCUGUGCUUGGAGGGCUCUUUCUGCUCUUUGUGCUGGAGAACACGCUAGGGCUGCUGCGACGCCAAGGGUUCAGGCCAAGAUGCUGCAGGCGACAGAAAAAGCCUCCUGGGAUAACACAUCUGGACCCUGAGGAUGGCAGUGGCAUGGCUCUCCAGCCCCUGCAGGUGACUCCAGAGCCAGGCACUCAGGGCCAGAGGGAGCUUGGCAGCCAGCCCCCAGCAGCCUCCGCCCCUCCAGGGCACCAAGGCCACAGUCAUGGGCACCAAGAUGAGGCCAGCAUCACGUGGAUGGUUCUUCUGGGAGAUGGUUUACACAACCUCACCGAUGGGUUGGCCAUAGGUGCUGCCUUCUCUGACGGCUUCUCCAGUGGCCUCAGUACUACCUUGGCGGUCUUCUGCCAUGAGCUGCCUCAUGAACUAGGUGACUUUGCAAUGUUGCUGAGGGCAGGGCUGCCCCUCCGGCGGCUGCUUCUGCUGAGCCUGGUGUCUGGAGCCCUGGGACUCGGGGGUGCAGCUCUGGGGGUGGGGCUCAGUCUGGGCCCAUUCUCCCUCACCCCUUGGGUCUUUGGGAUCACUGCAGGGGUCUUCCUCUAUGUGGCCCUUGUGGACAUGCUACCAGCCCUGCUUCGUCCUCCUGAGCCCCUCUCUCUUCUGGAAGCACUAUUGCAGGGGCUGGGGUUGAUGCUGGGCGGCAGCCUCAUGCUCACUAUUGCCCUGAUGGAGGAGCAGCUGCGGCCCCUGCUUGCCGGAGGCUAAUGGGGCCCAGGGGAGAGGCACCUGUCCAGGUGCCCAUCCUUCCUUCCCCCCAAGCACAGGAAUGGAGGCGGGACACAGGGCCAGUAGGAGCAAUAGGAUUUUAAUAAACAGAACCCAUCCCAAAGCCAUAA